Molecule: messenger RNA, 1923 nt
Organism: Drosophila bipectinata
Lineage: Eukaryota; Metazoa; Arthropoda; Insecta; Diptera; Drosophilidae
Gene: ChLD3
Product: Chitin and LDLR binding deacetylase 3
Biological process (GO): carbohydrate metabolic process
Cellular component (GO): extracellular region
Molecular function (GO): hydrolase activity, acting on carbon-nitrogen (but not peptide) bonds; chitin binding; protein binding
Source: RefSeq, a predicted model, not a curated record
UUCGGUUCCGUGCGGUUCAAGAUUGCGGUUUUCCUCAAAACUCGACUUAGUUUUCCCACAUACACGUUGAGAAACAAUUCGGUGAAACACAUAACUUUGGAAAACAACAACCGACAAAACUGGAAAUGAGGCAGAAAAUGCUUAGCCCGGGGGAAAAUGUAAAUUGCCAAACGGGUUUCACAGUCAAGGUCGUGGCUUCCGCCCAGCGACGUCGCCGCCGGCGGUUAUCGGUGCGAAAUUUCGUUUUCUGGCACCCACAAAUAGUGUGGGCCAGCAUCUUAAUGGUUGUGUUAAUGUCCAUAUCAUCGCUGGAUGCUCGGGGCAUUGACAAUGAUGGAAUAAUCAGCCACGCCACCAACCUCACUCGCCACCGACGCUCGACCUCCGGAUCGGUGACUGGAGCAGCAGCAGCAGCAACACCAGCCAAUUGCAUGCAAGAUGCACGUUUCUAUCGGAAUCCCAACAGGCCGGUGCACAAGAUCUGGACGAAUAGUGAGUGUGCCAAGUAUUUCCUAUGUCUCGACGGCGAGGUGUUCGAGUUCAAGUGCUCCGAGGGCCUUCUCUUCGAUGUGGUGCGCCAGAUCUGUGACUUUAAGGCGAAUGUGGAUAAUUGCGAUGUGAGUGCUGAGACUCCGGCUCCCAAGCCGCUUCUGGAAAUGGCCGACUGCGCAGAUGAGUACCAGUUGGGGUGUGCCGAUGGCACUUGCCUGCCACAGGAGUACUUCUGCGACGGAUCUGUGGACUGUCCCGAUGGGUCAGACGAAGGCUGGUGCGAUGUGGAGCACGAUCCCAAUGCGGCUGGAGCCUGUGAUCCGAGAAACUGUCAGUUGCCGCACUGUUUCUGCUCGAAAGAUGGCACUCAGAUACCCGGAAAUGUUCCCGCCCAGAGUGUCCCCCAGAUGAUUCUCCUGACCUUCGAUGAUGCCAUCAAUCACGAUAACUGGGAGCUGUUCUCCAAGGUUUUGUUUACGCAGAAUCGGAGAAACCCUAAUGGAUGUCCCAUCAAAGGAACCUUCUAUGUCUCACACCCGUUUACCAACUACCAGUAUGUCCAGAAGCUAUGGAAUGAUGGUCACGAAAUAGCCGUGCAUUCAGUAACCCAUCGCGGUCCAGAGAUGUGGUGGUCCAAGAACGCGACUAUCGAGGAUUGGUUUGAUGAGAUGGUUGGUCAGGCCAACAUCAUCAAUAAGUUUGCCGGAGUUCGAAUGGAGGAGAUACGCGGAAUGCGUGUUCCUUUCCUCCGAGUGGGUUGGAAUCGGCAGUUCCUCAUGAUGAAGGAGUUUGGAUUCGUUUACGAUGCCUCAAUGGUGGCCCCUCAUUCCAAUCCGCCUCUUUGGCCAUAUACCCUGGACUACAAAAUGCCCCACAGCUGCACAGGAAUGAAUCAGAACUGUCCCUCUAGAAGUUAUCCCGGGAUCUGGGAGUUGGUGAUGAACCAACUGGAGGCAGGUGACUAUAUGUGUGGCAUGGUGGACAGUUGUCCUCCACAUUUCAAUGGGGAAGACGUGUACAGAAUGCUGACCCACAACUUCAAGAGGCACUACUUGAGUAAUCGAGCUCCAUUCGGGUUGUACUUCCAUUCCACUUGGUUUAAAAAGAUUGAUUAUCUAAAUGCAUUCUUGAAAUUUCUUGACGAUCUACAAAAACUGCCGGAUGUCCACUUUGUAACCAACCAGCAAGCUAUUGAGUGGAUGCGUCAUCCCACGCCCAGUAACCAGCUGCAUCAGUUCGAGUCCUGGCACUGCAAGCCCAAGGAUCUCGAUCCCCAUGAAAGAGUAUGCAGUCUCCCCAAUGUGUGCAAGGUACGGAGUCGUGUUCUUCAAGAGGAUCGCUACUUUUACACGUGCAUGGAGUGUCCUGCCCAGUAUCCCUGGAUACGCAAUGAAUUUGGGUUGGACUAAGGUGAUAAAACAGGUUAAUUUA